CACCAGGCUCGCUCUCUGCAGCUCUUCUCUCGCUCUACAACCCUACAGCGCCUCCAGUUCAAUCCGGAUCGAAAUGUUGGACGCACUCGUCAACAAACCGAACACCAUCCAUGCGCGCCAGCAGGCGUUCCAGAAGGACACCCGUCACGUCUUCCAAAAGACCCCUCGGGCGCGCUUGUACAUGGUCGGCUUCAUGAGCCUCUUCGCCAUUGGUACCCUCGGCAUCACCCAGGGCGCCUACAAGCUCGCCACGGGCAAGAAGUAAACUCGCUCUCGGCGACACUUCGACUCGACUCGGGCUCUCGGCUGGUGGAGGACGCGGCGAGAGGCGGUGCGGCAAUGAGACGCGGUUCUUUCGGUCUCGUGCUUC
Rhodotorula graminis WP1 is the source of this 370-nucleotide messenger RNA. RefSeq lists its product as uncharacterized. The record is from RefSeq and is a predicted model, not a curated record. The coding region runs from base 74 to 265 and encodes 63 amino acids. The transcript is spliced from 4 exons. NCBI's taxonomy places the organism in Eukaryota, Fungi, Basidiomycota, Microbotryomycetes, Sporidiobolales, Sporidiobolaceae.